Melopsittacus undulatus (budgerigar) is the source of this 4433-nucleotide messenger RNA. It is a transcript of the gene KLHL36, whose product is annotated as kelch like family member 36. The record is from RefSeq and is a predicted model, not a curated record. Gene Ontology annotation, molecular function: cullin family protein binding. The transcript has 5 exons. Lineage: Eukaryota; Metazoa; Chordata; Aves; Psittaciformes; Psittaculidae. Bases 274 to 2121 code for a protein of 615 amino acids.
GCUCCCGGGGCUGCUGCCGUGGCCUUCGGGUCGUGCUCCCGUUUCCCCCCCCCGGUGCUGCCGCUUCGUCCCCGCUCUCUCUUCUCCGCCCCGGGGGACGCGGCCGGCGCGGCUGCCGCAGCGCGAUGAGGGUGCGCGGCCGGGGCCGUGCCGCAGGUACCCGGGGCCCGGUGUGUGCCGGGGAUGAAGCGAGUCCUGGUUCGGCCGUGAGGGAGAAGCGGUCCUGCCUCUGCCCGCUGUAGCGAGCACUGAAGUACUGCGGAGCCGGCUGUCAUGGAGGGAACCAGGCAAACCAGGAUCUGUCGUCCACACAAGAUAAGCGAGUCUUCAAAGGUAUACAGGUGGGAUGACCACUCCAGUCUGGUUCUUCAGAGCCUGAAUGAGCAGAGGCACCGAGGCCUCUUCUGUGACAUUGUCCUUGUGGUGGAUGAACAGAGAGUCCCUGCUCAUCGGAACCUCCUCGCAGUUUGCAGCGACUACUUCAACUCUAUGUUCACCAUUGGUAUGAGAGAAGCCUACCAAAAAGAGGUAGAACUUUUUGGAGCCUCUUACAUUGGACUUAAGGCUGUGGUAGAUUUCCUUUAUGGCAGUGAGCUGUCUUUAGAUGGAGGCAAUAUCGACUAUGUGCUUGAAACAGCUCACCUGCUGCAGAUCUGGAAGGUGGUUGACUUCUGCUGUGAGUACCUGGAGAAUGAAGUCAGUGAGGAGAACUAUUUGUACCUGCAAGAGCUGGCCUCUAUUUACAACCUGAAGCGCCUUGACUCCUACAUUGACUCUUUCAUCCUGAACAACUUUGGCACAUUGUCUUUCACUCCGGACUUCCUGCAAAACAUUUCCUUGCAGAAGUUGUGCCAAUACCUGAACAGCAGCAAUGUGCAGCAGGAGUGUGAGCACGACUUGCUGCAGGCUGCCUUGCAGUGGCUUACCCAGUACCCGGAAAGGGAGAAUGAGGCUUACCAGGUUCUGGAUAACAUUCAUUUUCCUUUGAUACCUAAAAGUGAUCUCCUCCACCGAGUCAAGCCUGCUGUUUGCUCUCUUCUUCCCAAAGAAGCAAACUGUGAGGGGUUCAUAGAAGAGGCAGUGCACUAUCACAACAACGUCACAGCUCAGCCAGUGCUGCAGAACAAGCGGACAGCCCUGAGGACCUGCGAGGAGAGGCUCCUCUUUGUAGGUGGGGAGGUUUCAGAGCGCUGCCUGGAACUGAGUGAUGAUACCUGCUUCCUGGACACCAAAAAGGGGCAGUGGGUAGCAGAGACCCCUCUCCCAGCCAGACGAAGUCACCACUGUGUCGCAGUCUUGGGAGGCUUCAUCUUCAUAGCUGGAGGCAGCUUUUCAAGAGACAAUGGAGGGGAUGCAGCUUCAAAUCUGCUAUAUAGGUAUGAUCCCCGCUGUAACCAGUGGAUAAAGGUUGCCUCCAUGAGACAGCGCCGUGUAGAUUUCUACCUUGGAGCUGUUACUGACAUGCUGGUAGCUGUUGGUGGCAGGAACGAAAAUGGAGCUCUUUCUUCAGUUGAGACUUACAGUCCUCAGAAGGAUUCAUGGUCCUACAUAGCAGGCUUGCCCAGGUUUACCUACGGCCAUGCUGGAACAGUCUUCAAGGAAUUUGUCUACAUUUCAGGAGGCCAUGAUUACCAAAUUGGCCCCUACAGAAAAAACCUGCUGUGUUAUGACUACCGCACGGAUGUCUGGGAGGAGAAGAGGCCAAUGAUUGUUGCCCGAGGGUGGCACAGCAUGUGCACCUUACAGGACCACAUCUACUCCAUCGGUGGCAGCGAUGACAACAUAGAAACCAUGGCUCGCUUUGACAUUCUGAGUGUGGAGUCCUACAGCCCUCAGUGUAACCAGUGGACCAGAGUUGCUCCUCUCCUGCAAGCAAACAGUGAGUCAGGGGUGGCAGUUUGGGAAGGAAAGAUUUACAUCCUCGGAGGCUACAGCUGGGAAGAAACGGUCUUCUCCAAAACGGUCCAGGUUUAUGAUAAGGAGAAAAAUAAGUGGUACAAAGGAACUGACUUACCCAAAGCAAUUGCUGGUGUGUCUGCAUGUGUCUGUGCGUUGAAACCGAAAACAGAGGAAAAGAAGAAAAAGACAAAAACAAGAAAACAUCAAGAUCGAGAAAGAUGACUACUCCUGGAUAACCACCCUUUGAUGGUGGGCUCCAAAAGGACCUCGUAUUAAAUAAUUUCUAUCUAACCUUGAUUCUUUUUGAGUGUGGGGGGGAUAUUCUGAAGCCUCAUAAAAUGUACAGUUGAAUGUGGUUUUGGGAAUUAAGCUCAUGGUUAAGGCAAAAACGACGAAAGAAACAAAAAAACACCCCAGCCCUUCAACGCUAUAAGGGGUGAGAUGGCAAGAGGUUGUGCUGCUCUCCUGAAUGUUAAGGCUCAGUUUUUUACCUCUUGGCUCGUGGCAUUUCCAUGUAAGUUGUAUAAUGUCAGUGUUUUCAAAAUUAGGUUUAAUCUGUGGCUAAAUUGAUAACAUCAAGGGAGAGGAAGGAGGCAGAGUACUGAGCGUCUGGUUUGAAGUUACAGAGCAGUUCAAAGGGAUUUAGAAACAGCUGCUAAGAGAAAAUUAAAUGGAUCUUCACUGUUGUAAAUCUUGAUUUUUAUUCUUUUUUUGUAACGUUAUAUUUCAUUUACAGUAUGUUCUUGAGUUGUAAGUAUCAGAUUUCUGGAACACAUGUGUGUUUAAAGAGGAUAUUGCUUUUGCUGGACGUAGGUCAGAUCAGCUUGAAGAGCAAAUAACUCCACCGUACUCUUUAAGAUUAAGAUCUUUCUAUGUAGCUGAAGAAUAGAUAGGAUUGACUGGGAAUUGGAUAGACAGCAUUAUGACUUUGAAAUCUGGGAGAGAUGACUUUUUCAUCCCUUGUUGUGGCACUUUUCAUCUCUAAACAAGUUUUUCUUGGGCUUUAAACAGUGUCCCAGAUUUGAGAAUUUGGAUGGAAACUGCACAAUUUGCCUCAGGCUUUAAAGCAGGUGGAGCUCAUAGAGCCCACUGCAAGUUUGACAUUUGCCGAAUAGGGUAACUGCAGGAGGAUCCCUCAGGUGGACUUGAAGUGGGAAGAUAUCCCUGCCUAGUCCUAACAGGAUGUAGAAGCUGGGAUCCACCUCACUAAGUCAAGGCUCACUGCAGUCAUGACUAGUAGCCAGUGCGAGCAGGGACCUAUACUAGACUUUGCUGUCAAAAAGCUUAUUAACCAAGAAUGAUUAACUAGGGUUUGGUAAUCCUGAAGGAUAGCAACUUGUUUUUUUUACCUGAGCUGAUAGCUCAUGCUUUCCUCCUUUAAGUUCAAAAUGUCUUUCCUUGAGAGUAGCCUUUCUUCAUGGGUUUGGUGGGGACUCACCAGCUGUGCAGCCAGACACCUUCCCUAGCAAGACAGGUUCAGAAGGCAGAAACCCAAAAUAUAUUUGGGCCUGUGUUUGGGGUCCAGACAUUGGGACUGAACUGACAGUCGUCUGUGAGACCCUUUGUGUCACAGUAUCCUCUGCAUACCAAGUAGAGAGAUUUCCGACCCAAGUGUUAGUCUACCCUCUACAAACACAGCUGAUUCUGCUGCAGAUACUAAAAUUCCCCGACUGUCUGGGCAGCUUUCAGGCAUUCACCCUGAGGCAUUUCACAAAUGCACCUCUGAUUCACAAGAAGUCAAUCACCAGCAAUCUGAUACAGCCACUUCAGUUAUUGUAAUAAUGCCGCAGACUAAAUAUUCCUCCUUCCCAAGAGAAGAACUUUAUAGGCAGUUUUUAAAAACAAUUUUUAUACUUUUUUAUACCACAUUUUGCUAACUCAGUCUCCUGUUUGCCAUAUAUUGUUAUUUACUGUAGAAGCUACUGCUCUGUAAUCGUGGCCCUGCUGUUGCCAUCAGGAGCUCAUCAUUUGAUGGCCCUGUUGGUCUUUGUAUGGUUGCUUGGGAUGCGGUGCAGCUGUUGGAGCAGCAUUUAUAUUCUCAGCAUUGUCGGGCAGUCCGCUGUAAUUGUGACUAUUGUACAGGCUCUUCCCCAUAGCCCAGCUCGCCAGACGUGCUGAUAAACAUGCAUUAUUUGCAACUAGUGGGGAUCUGCAGGGACUUUGGUUUAAAGUCCUGCUGGGGAACUGUUGAUUGUUGCUGGUUUUCUUCCUUGAUCCUUCUUUCAUGUCUCCCUCGUGCACCAUAACUCUGUAUUUAAGAUUUGCCUUCUUUAUUUGCAUGUGGUGUACAUACAACUGAUAUCCCGCUACCCUCCUUUUUUAUUAUUUAACUAUUUACCUCAAUAAUUGGAAAACACUAAGAAAACAUUUCUGCACUUAAUCACAUUUGAAGCUCUUGUAAAUUGAAGAACUCUCACAUAGAAUCAUAGAAUAGUUAGGGUUGGAAAGGACCUUAAGAUCAUCUAGUUCCAACCCCCUUGCAAUGGGCAGGGACACCUUACACUAAACCAUAUCACCCAAGGCUUCAUCCAGCC